CACUUCUUCUACACUCCUCCGUCUCUUCCCUCUUCCUUUCUCAACUCCCUUUCUUUCAAGCUUUUCCUUGGAGACCUUUCGAGGAGCUCCGUAAAGAAGAAAAGAUAAAGAAGGAGAAGAAGAUGUUGCUGGGGAAGAGGCAAAGGCCAACAAUGAAGAGAACAACAAGCAUGACGAAGAUCACUUUUGAUCUCAACGCAAACAACGCUGAAGCUCCGUCGUCUGAUCCACAUAACCCUUUUAACAACUACCCAAAACAAGCCGCCGACCUUUUCGGUGAUGUUUGGGGUCCACAGAUACAGGCUAAUGGUGGUGGUGGUGGUGGUGGUGGUGUUGGGGGUGGUAACCGCCUUGAGAGGUUGGAUCAACGAUUGUUGGCGACGGUGUCACCUAGAGUUAAUAGAAGGCAUUCAGCUGAUUUUAUGGAAACCCCUCAUUUCUUAAGGUCUUGUGGUCUUUGCAGACGUCGCCUGGUUCCUGGCCGUGAUAUCUACAUGUAUAGGGGUGAUAGUGCAUUUUGCAGCCUAGAGUGCAGGCAACAGCAGAUGAACCAAGACGAAAAAAAGGAGAAGUGUUCGAUAGCAUCCAAGAAACAAGCCACCGCCUCUUCUACCGCCAGAUCAGGCGUCUCUGCCAAAGGCAAUACGGUUGCCGCCGUAUAGAUAUUAAUCAAUGUUGCACAAAGGGGUUUUACCCAAUCUCAAAUUCCAUCGUACUAGAAGGAAUUAAUAUAAGGGAAGUGCAAGUUUAACUUUGUAUAAUGCCAGAUGGGGUAAAGCUUUUGGACAUGUUAUUUUAUGUGAAUCAAGAAAAAAAAAAACCUUAUAAAAAAAUUGAAAUCUGUACUUCUUCCUAGUGGCCUUUUAAUCUCUUGUUAUCUUUUGGUAGUAAUGGAAGAAAAACAUUGCAGAUCUUCACAAAAUUUCAUUGAUCUCCAAUAUUAUGUUCUUUUGGCAGUCUUAUAGUGAAUGGCUUCAUUGCA
Molecule: messenger RNA, 982 nt
Organism: Durio zibethinus
Lineage: Eukaryota; Viridiplantae; Streptophyta; Magnoliopsida; Malvales; Malvaceae
Product: FCS-Like Zinc finger 5-like
Source: RefSeq, a predicted model, not a curated record